CUUCUAGGGUUUAUCACAGAUGCUCAAAGUUUCUUCUAGGGUUCACUACAGAUCAGUGAAGAAGACUAUUCCUGAAGAAUUGCGUGAUCAUUGGAUUUAUUAUUGCGUGAUCAUUGGGUUUAUUAUGUUUUACAAUAAAUCUCAGGGUUUUCUUUUCAGCUUCAGAUACAGAACUGAGCUUCAAUAUUUCAGUUUUCAUUUCAGAGGAAAAUAAAAAAUGAAGGAGAACAAGGCUUGUAAAGGACAGCAAGAAGUGGUUUAUGCUGGAAAAGAUUGAUUCGUCUGAAGUGUAUUGGGGUCAUUUAUAUGUGGUUCCGGUUUCUGGUGAGGUAGGUAGUCGUAUUGGGAAGGAAAUCAUGGAAAUGGGCAUUGAGUAUAAGGGUUGGAAUGUGUAGUACAAGGUGAAUCUGGAAGGAAUGGAAGUUUCCUCCUUUUGGUUUCAGUUGGUAUCUGUUGGCGAAGGAGAUGCAAACUCACCCAAGUUGGUUUAUGCUGUUUCAUCAUUAUUAAAAGUUGGUUAAGUUAUCAUGGAUUGGCUCAUUUACAGUUCGUACAUAUAUCGAAUUACUCACUUGUGUGUGAUUCAGUAUCUGAAUAGAUCCUUAAUUUUCUGAUCUUUGAUUGCAAGUUUAAGUUCAGCAUAGUUUAAAAAGGUUAAAAUGAAAGAAUUUCCUCAUAGGUACAGAGAGAAGAACAUAUCAUUCAUCGGCAAACAGAAAUUUUAGUCAUGGAAUCUCAAGAACUUAGUUGAGGCAAAACUCAAGAGAAAACUUAUGGAUGUGCUAUUCUAAAAGUUGCAUCUUCGGAUGCUGUCUGGAAGGGACUUAAAUUUAUUUCCAUGGAGUUGGAUUUUCGAUCGAUGAUUGCAAUGUAAUAGUUGUUGAUGAAGAAGCAGAAGAGUCACCAAAAUGAGCUGAAGAAGUUUUAUGAUAAGUAUACCGAAUUUAUCACAUGUGUUUGAUUUUUCUCGUCAGAAGAUCUGGCUUUUGUGAUUUUCAUAUUAUCGAUGAUUUGGUAGCUACUUAUGAUCCUGUUCGUGGUGUUCCGUACUUCAAUUCUGCUAGCCACUUUCCUGUAAAAGAAUUCCCAAGACUAAGCGUAGAAAAAAUCAAAAUUAUACUACUUAUAAAAUCCACUGAAGGUUUUUUCAAAGGAUCUUUGGUUUGGGUAUUGUAUUUAGAAAGAGCCAAGAUGGCUAAGAAUCCAACUGGGAAGAAACUUUUUGUGGUUAUGGCGUCUAAAGAAAGUAAUUUGUGCCUGGCUACUGAUGUUAAUUUCUUCUGCUAUUGCUCUACAUUGCUGGAAAAGUUGAUCCUGAAAUUUGUAUGGUAAAUACUCAUGUGGAUUCAUAUUGCUGAUUUUACUCCUGACGUUGAUUCCCAGCUUCACUCGGUACAACAAGAACAGAUUUUGCAUAAAGAAGAUUUCAAGGUUUUUCUGAAUGACAGCAUUGAGAGUUUUAGUACAAAUGAUUUCACAACUUUCAGCUGGUUUUCCAUGGGGGCGGUGGGUUGACGACAUCGCAGAUGGUGAGAAUAAAGUCAUGGGAGUGUACGUCUCUGUGGUGGUUGUGGUUCUAAUCACUUGUGUUUAUGUAGUAAUUGUUAAGUCCCAAAGGAGGAAUGGAAGGGAAUUGCGACUUCCACCGGGUCCUAGAGGGUUACCCUUGAUCGGAAACCUUCUUUCGUUAGAACCUAAUCUCCAUGUAUACUUCGAAAAGUUAUCCAAAAUAUAUGGACUGAUUAUCAAACUUCAGUUUGGUAUGAAGUGUGUAAUUGUGGUGAGUUCUUCUUCACUAGCAAAGGAAAUUCUUAGAGAUCAAGAUGUUAACUUUGCUGGUAGGGAUAGACCAGUAGCAUUGUUAGCUUUGACCUAUGGGUGGAGUGAUAUUAUAUGGGGUCACAGUGAUCAAGAAUGGCGAAAACUUCGAAAAAUAUGCAACCAAGAACUAUUGAGUAACACAAGUCUUGAUUCUUGUUAUGCUUUGCGUCGAAAAGAGGUUAGACGAAUGGUGAAGGAUGUGUAUGGUAUGAUCAAUACACCUAUAAAUGUUGGUGAACAAGUGUUUGUAACAAUCCUUAACGUGGUAUUGAGCAUGUUAUGGGGUGCUACAAUUCAUGGGGAGGAAAGGAUUAAUGUUGGGAUAGAGUUCCAGCGGAUAGUGACUGGGAUGAAUGAGCUGGUUCUCAAACCCAAUAUUUCAGAUUUUUUUCCAAUUCUUGCAAGAUUCGAUUUACAAGGAUUUGAUAAGGAGGCAAACAAGCUUGUACGGGAGAUGGAUCAGAUAUUUCAUUCCGUCAUUGAUCAACACUUGAAAUUAGAUAAGGAGAAUAAUGAACACAGAGAGAAAAGUGGCAAGGAUUUCUUACAGUUUCUUUUGGAGCUCAUGGAGAAGCAGGAUUCUAAAACACGAAUAACUAUUAUCCAGCUUAAGGCCUUGCUCCUGGAUGUUGUUGCAGCUGGGGCUGACACUUCAAUCACUACGGUAGAGUGGGCGAUGACUGAGAUGAUGCAUAAUCCAGAAGUUAUAAGAAGGGCUCAGGAGGAGUUAGACCAAGUGAUAGGCAUUCACAAUGUGGUAGAAGAAUCUCACAUGAGUAAGUUGCAUUACUUGAAUGCAGUGGUGAAAGAGACAUUAAGGUUACAUCCUGGAGCACCAUUACUGGUUCCACAUUGUUCUAUUGCAUCUUCCAUAGUUGGUGGAUAUACGGUUCCUAAGGGUUCCAGAAUUUUUGUCAGCGCAUGGGCAAUUCACAGAGACCCAGAAGCAUGGAUUGAUCCAUUACGGUUUCAGCCAGAGAGGUUCUUAGGAAGUGAUGAUGACCCUCUUAAGAAAUAUGAUUACAGAGGUAACAAUUUUGAUUAUAUUCCAUUUGGAUCUGGGAGGAGAGUCUGUGUAGGAAUUAAUCUUGCCGAAAGAAUGGUAAUAUAUGUCCUGGCUUCUCUUCUGCAUUCAUUCGAUUGGAAAUUACCCGAGGGAACUAAACUUGAUUUCAAAGACACGUUUGGGAUUGUUUUAAGGAAAACAACGCCUCUUUCUGCUAUUCCUACAUUGAGGUUAUCAAAUCUUCAUCUUUAUGAAGAAAAUAUGCCAUGUUGAAAUGCUACCGGGGUAAUGGAAAUUUCAGCAGAUUACUUUAAAAGACGUGGCUGUUACGAAAAGAAAGUAAAUUUUCAGCAGAUUCAUUAGACAAAUAAAAUCUCAUUCAUGGAUUGUCAUUCUUAUGAUGGUCAAGUAGCUGUUGUUGGUGUGGAAUCAGCAAUUACCAAAACAGAUUGUAAUACAGCUUUUCCUUGAGAUGUAUAUUUUCUUGUUGUUAGCCGUUAGUUUUUGUGAAUGAGCGAAUAAGAUUGAUAGAUGUUUUAGAGUUUGUAUACGAAUAUGAUCGAUGGGUUAUUUUUGAAAGGAGCCAAUUAGAAGAAAACUAAAAAAGAUUUAGACUG
Molecule: messenger RNA, 3444 nt
Organism: Papaver somniferum (opium poppy)
Lineage: Eukaryota; Viridiplantae; Streptophyta; Magnoliopsida; Ranunculales; Papaveraceae
Product: cytochrome P450 76C4-like
Exons: 5
Coding region: 1442-3100 (552 amino acids)
Molecular function (GO): monooxygenase activity; iron ion binding; heme binding
Source: RefSeq, a predicted model, not a curated record